AUGAUCCCUUGCGCGACUGACCUCCAACUUGCGGGGGUCAAGUUCAAGAAGAUUAAGAAAUCGAAUAACAUCUUGAACGUGAAAUUUCGCCACGGGGUGUUGGAAAUCACGCCCUUCAAGAUACAUUACUACAGCGAAGCUCUCUUUCGGAACCUCGUAGCAUUCGAACAAUGCUACCCAGGAGCAGAUACCUACUUCACGACUUACCUUAUGUUCAUGGAUUUCCUUCUCAAGACGUCCAAGGAUGUGGCGCUGCUCCAUCACAAUGGGAUCAUAGAUAAUUAUUAUCACGGAAGCGAUGAUGAUGUGGCCAAUCUAUUCAACCGGCUCUGCACUGGGGCAUUCCAUACUUUCGAGGGAAGCUAUCUUUCGGAUCUACAUGACAAUGUGCAAAAACAUUGCGAGAACAAAUGGAACAUGUGGCGGGCGAGCUUGAAGCGCGAUUAUUUCACCAAUCCAUGGUCUGUUAUUUCUUUUAUCGCAGCUUUGUUCCUCCUCCUGCUCACCUUCACCCAAACGUUCUUCACCGUCUUUCCUUAUUACGGACCACGGUCCUAG
Messenger RNA from Magnolia sinica, 558 nucleotides. RefSeq names its product UPF0481 protein At3g47200-like. The coding region runs from base 1 to 558 and encodes 185 amino acids. Lineage: Eukaryota; Viridiplantae; Streptophyta; Magnoliopsida; Magnoliales; Magnoliaceae. The transcript has a single exon. The record is from RefSeq and is a predicted model, not a curated record.